AUGCCUCCAGGUCAACCAACCGAGUAUGAGCCAGCCAGCUGGACUGAAAUAUUCUGCCAAUGCCUCCCCAUCCGCAAAAACAAGCCCGAGACCGAUAUCGAGAUGCAAAACAUGUCUUCCUCGAACAGAUACCCUGACGUCGCUACUCUCAACAACCCUGUCGUUCCUGAGCACAUUGUUCGCGCUAACAAUCCUGAUAACAUCCGAAGAGCAAGACCUGCGCCGCGCGAUUCUUGGUGGUUGAGAGAUGAUGACACUGAUUCUGCCCCCUCCAGAAGUGGAACCUCAAACCCAGUCGCUAACACCCUCGAGAACACCCCAUACACUCCUCCAACUGCUUACAACACCAAUCUCCGCAUCGCCGCCAACACCCCUGAGAUCUUCACCCACAACCCUGAUUCUUCGCCUGAGUUUCCUACUACUUCUACUCCUCAAUGGGGUCACCUUUCCCGCGUCCAGUGGCUCGAUACCAAUCGCAGACCUACUUCUUCGGUGUAUGCUGAUGCUCCUGCUCCAGUUACUGCCAAUGAUAUCCGUGUCCCCAGAGUCAGCCCUAGAGCUGUUAGUUAUGCCGCUGUGCUUGAUGUGCAGGCUGGUAUCGAUGCUAGAAAGUCUAAAAUUCCGCCUUCUCCUCCUUCUCCUGCCGGUUCUGUUGACAGUAUUGAUUUUUUCUCUGGUAAGGCUGCUGAAGAGGGAUUUGGUGGUAGAGUUGUUCCAAGGAGACCGGAUAGCAUCUUCCUUCCACACCCAUACAUACCUACUCUUUUGUUGCCUACACAUCAUCCUUCCGAGCUUCACACAGUAUAUGAUCUCAUUCAAGCUCUUCGACCUGUGAGUUUGAAGGCUGUCAACGCUACUUUAAACUCCAACGCUAAUUUCAACGACGCGAGAAUGGUCAACGAUGAUUUCCACCUCUUCCCACGCCUACCUCUCGAACUUCGCGAAGAAAUCUGGCGCCUCUGCCUACCUCAUCGGGUAUACGAAGUCGACGACCCUAUCCCCUACGUCAUAUACGACUAUGAGGGACCGUAUCCCUGUUCACUCGGAUUGACCAGCAAGAGCAAUUCUCGCCCACCAUUACUCACACGAGUCUGCCGUGAGUCGCGCCGAGUCGCCUCUGUCACAGGAAAAUGGAUCUCAAGUCUCUCCUGGCGCUCGGGCGCGUGGAGUGUCACUGAGCCAUGCGAAGCUGAUUGGAAGACCGGCAAAGUUAUAGACUGCGGACUCUGGGAGGACACUGCCCGCGACUCUGCACACUUGAACUGGACUCCAUGCUGUGACAUAGAAUGGGGCCCUGUCGAUCCGGAAGGUCACCCUUUGACUACUUUGGCGGAGGAAGCGAAGUCUCUGAACGGAACACCAUCUUUCAUGCUGGAGGCCAUGUCUGACUCUCGGGAGCGGGAUCCCGCUUCCAGCUGGUUCAGACCAACUGGUUCACCUCUUUCUCAACGCGAGCAAAACCUAGCGGCACUGAAGCUACAGCCAGAGUGGCUGGUAGUUGUGAAAGUGAUCGUUAUACAUCUCGAUCUUGGUCGAGCUGCCGAUAGCGGUCUGUUUGGGCUAUCGGGAGAUGAAAUCAUACAAGUGGUGGACGCCGCUCUGCCGUUGGUUUCGCAGCUGUAUGAGUUGGCCGAGUGGUGUGAACGUCAAGCACCUACCGUCACGAUCGCUCAGGACUUUACCCGAAUGUCGUAUGCAGACAUGGAUUCCAUGGUGAAGCGUUCGAAAGGCUUCGAGAUCAUGAGAUAG
This is a messenger RNA of Aureobasidium namibiae CBS 147.97, 1749 nucleotides long. RefSeq lists its product as uncharacterized. The transcript has 2 exons. Lineage: Eukaryota; Fungi; Ascomycota; Dothideomycetes; Dothideales; Saccotheciaceae. The record is from RefSeq and is a predicted model, not a curated record. The coding region runs from base 1 to 1749 and encodes 582 amino acids.